UUGUCACGAAAAAAUCUUCACCUAAUCUAUAGUCCUAAGGGGUGACUGGAUCAUAAUAAAUAGUUCUUUGUAUAAGUGCGAAAAAAAAUUGUGUGAACAGCUUGCUUAUAUUUGCAUUUAAUCAACAUUUAAAUCAUGGAGGAUUCAUCACCAAUUGAAAACACCAACAAUUCCCAUGUAAACCAUAUAAUUUUGCCGGAUUCCACUGACUUGGAUUGGGCUCAAAUAACGUACGCUCUUAAUUACAAACGUUUAAUGUUUAUAAGCAGUUGCCGGACUUGGCUGAAUUUUUACACUGAUAAUUUCGAAAAUGACAAAUACAUUGACUAUAGCCCAGAAGAACUCUGCUACCGCUUUUUACUGCGUGUAUUAGCUAAUAUUAACGAUUAUAAUUUAACUGAUAAUGAGUUGCACUUGCUCAAUUUAUUGGAUCUGCAUCCAUGUUUUCAACGUACUGAAAACGGAUUUGUUGUGGUAAAACAAAUCAAAAAUCUUAGUUUUCCCUUUAAUGAAGCAGCUAUAGAAAUACUUUUGACACAAGGAGGCUCUUUGCAUGAAACAAACUUUGUUGCCGAAAGUGUAAAUUCAAAUGAUCAAAUCUUAAUUACUAGCUUCAAAGAUCAAAAUACUAUUCAACAUAAAUUCAAAUUUAACGAAGAGAAUGCAGCCUUACUUUCGGUGAUUUUGAGCUCAGAUGAUGAUCUGCCAAAUUGUGAACUUUUAACUAUAGCGGAGAUACAUAAGCGCUUAAAAACUGCCAAGAAUCAUUUUGAACAGAAUGGACAGAGAUUGCAAAAUAUAAAUGUCCGUGUAGAUGAUUUAUUUAAGAAAUUGAAGGCUAUAAAUGAGCUCAAAACAGCCGUUACAGAGCUAGUUGGUAAUAGUAUUCGCAAAUAG
This is a messenger RNA of Calliphora vicina (urban bluebottle blowfly), 897 nucleotides long. RefSeq lists its product as uncharacterized. The record is from RefSeq and is a predicted model, not a curated record. The transcript has a single exon. Bases 136 to 897 code for a protein of 253 amino acids. Lineage: Eukaryota; Metazoa; Arthropoda; Insecta; Diptera; Calliphoridae.